CUAGAGUUUGAAAUAAUUGUCUCCCGGUUGGAUUGGCCAAUAUAUUACCAGAUGCCCACUUGGUGGCAUUCGUCAGUACGCAUUCAUUCGCGGCGGGAAAACAAGCAAUCUGUUCGACAAUGUUGGUUUACUUGACGGUGCUGGCGCUGACCUUGGCGAUUCUGUGGGUGCGCAGGCGGUACUCGUACUGGAAGGAACGUGGAAUACCGUAUGUGGAACCAAGCUUCCCGGCCGGGAACCUUCGUGGCAUGGGAAGGACGGAGCAUCUGUCGGCUCAGAUGCAGCGCUGUUACAAGGAACUCAAAGGAAAGGGCCCAGUCGGAGGGAUGUUCUUCUUCAUUAACCCAGUUGCGCUGGCCAUGGACUUGGACCUGAUCAAAACUGUGCUGGUGAAAGAUUUUCAGUACUUCCACGAUCGAUCGGUUUACUAUAACGAAAAGGACGAUCCUUUGUCGGGUCAUCUGUUUUCGAUGGAAGGUGCAAAGUGGAAAAAUCUCAGAGCGAAAUUGACACCGACGUUUACUUCGGGAAAAAUGAAGAUGAUGCUACCAACCAUUGUUGGAGUAGCUGACGAAUUCCAAAAAUUGAUGGAAAGUGAGGUGAAGAAGAGUUCUGAAAUCGAGAUGAAGGAGAUUCUUGCACGAUUUACAACUGAUGUGAUAGGUACAUGUGCAUUCGGGCUGGAAUGUAACAGCUUGCAUGAUCCGGAUGCUCAAUUCAGGCGCAUGGGAAGAAAGAUAUUUUCUUUUGGUAGUGGACGUUUGCUGAAAGCAAUAGUCGCUCAGCAAUUCCGUUCCUUGGCACGAUCGCUUCACAUAUCUUUGAUCGAUAAGGAAGUUUCCGAUUUCUUCAUGGGUGCUGUAAAAGAUACGAUCAAAUAUCGUGAAGAAAACAAAAUUGAAAGAAAUGAUUUUAUGAGCCUUUUAAUGAAACUGAAGAACGCUGAAUCAUUGGGAGACGACAAAAACGUCCCUACGGAGGCACUGACUGUCGAGGAAGUUGCAGCACAGGCAUUUGUAUUCUUCUUGGCUGGGUUCGAAACAUCAUCGACUGCAAUGUCAUACUGUUUGUAUGAACUGGCUCAAAGAGCCGACCUUCAAAACAAAGCUCGAAAGUGUGUGCUGGAUGCAAUCAAAAAGCACGGUUCCUUAACGUACGAGGCAAUGCAAGAUAUGCAGUACAUCGAUCAGUGCAUCAACGAAUCUCUGCGAAAAUAUCCCCCGGCAUCCAAUCUAACCAGAACAGUAUCAAAAGAUUACAAACUCCCCAACAGCAACGUAGUCCUUCAGCAAGGUUCCACCCUGAUUGUACCGGUGUACGCGCUUCACCACGAUGCCGAAUACUAUCCCAACCCGGAAAAGUACGAUCCAGAUCGGUUCACACCGGAGGAGAUGGCCAAACGAAAUCCUUACUGUUUCCUGCCAUUCGGUGAGGGUCCUCGCAUUUGCAUCGGGCUGCGCUUCGGAAUGAUGCAAGCCCGAGUUGGAUUGGCGUACCUGUUGAGAGAUUUCAGUUUCACGUUGUCCAGCCAGACUCCGGUUCCGUUGAAAAUCUCCCCUCGCAGCCCAGUGCUCACAUCGGAAGGUGGACUUUGGCUCAAGGUAGAGAAGCUGUAGGGAAGCAAGUGCGGUGGGUUGCCGUGAGAUGUAAUUAGAUUCUUAAUUAUAGUGUAUUGUUAGUGUAGAGUUGGUCAUGUGAGUGUAUGAAACGACGCCAGUGGUUGAUAAUUAUAUUGAAUGAUUGUCUGUGGAAGAUCAUGAA
Molecule: messenger RNA, 1761 nt
Organism: Aedes albopictus (Asian tiger mosquito)
Lineage: Eukaryota; Metazoa; Arthropoda; Insecta; Diptera; Culicidae
Product: probable cytochrome P450 6a14
Exons: 2
Coding region: 120-1616 (498 amino acids)
Molecular function (GO): iron ion binding; oxidoreductase activity, acting on paired donors, with incorporation or reduction of molecular oxygen; monooxygenase activity
Source: RefSeq, a predicted model, not a curated record